UGGGCUACACGAGUACACAGCUCAGGGUAAUCCAGACAAACAGCUCGCAGCAACCAGCGAAGGCCUCGCUGAGUCUUCCUGUCCGACCAGCGUCGCAGGUCCAUUAAGGCUGAACAAGGCUCCUGAGAGAGAGAGGACAAAGCAGGUCAGCAAGAACCUCCUUGACCUCCUUGAUCCUCUGCCGGUCGCUGGAGUCCACCACGAAGAUGAUCCCGUGGGCCUCUCCGCAGAGCUCCUUCCAGGCUCCUCUGGACUCCGCUGACCCCCCCACGUCCAUCAAGGUCACCAGGUAGUUCUCCACUCUCAGCUCACUUCGGACGCAGCCCUGGGUGGGUCCCGCUUCCACAGCAUGGGGGACUGAAAAGGAUAGGAAGUAAAACACAGGCGGCCGCCCCCUCGUUUCCGGUCUGCUCCUCGUGUCUUUGACUUGACGCAGCUGUUGAGCUUUUGACAUCGCAUCACAAAAAGGGCUGAAAACACGAAGCUGCCAGCAGCUUCACCACAACAGACCGACACGGAGACACACAGACUCUACAGCUGGGCGGAACCGGCGUGUUUUUAACCUAAAAGAACGACUUUAAAGGAACUAAUGAAGUCUGAGUCUGGACGAUGAUCUCCUGGUUGAAUAUCUUCAUGACGAGGCUGAACUUUACCGAGUCGGUGCAGCAGCAGCAGGAGGAGAAGGAGGAGAAGGAGAGCUGGUGUCACUGCUGCAGACAGUGAGGUGGUUUCCUCCGCAUUAAAACAGACUGGUAACGACACGUACCACGGUUAUAUAGGAGGUUAUAGGAGGUUAUAGCAGACAGCAGCGUGUUGUUUAUAGCAGUCCAGCAGGCAGCAGCUUUCUUGUUUAUAGUAGACAGCAUCUUUGUUGUGAUGUGAAGCCAGAGAUGAUCAACUUGAAGGAAAGUUGGGUGAGACGGCGCAUCAAGAGAAAGUGAUGUUUCUGCAGCAUUAAGGCGAGUUUAGUUAAUGCAUAAACCCUCUCUUGAUUUAAAGUUAUACUAGUUUAAUGUAAUCAAGAGAAAGUGAUGUUUCUGCAGCGUUAAGACGACUCUAGUUAAUGCAUAAACCCUCUCUUGAUUUAAAGUUAUACUAGUUUAAUGUGUGAGGUGACCAACUUGAAGGAAAGUUGGGUUAGACGGUGCAUCAAGAAAGUGAUGUUUCUGCAGCAUUAAGACGAGUUUAGUUAAUGCAUAAACCCUCUCUCUAACUGAAGUUAUACUAGUUUAAUGUGUGAGGUGACCAUGGAGGAGCAGGAGAGGGAGAUCUCCGACCUGGACCCUCAGGAGACCUCCUCCACGAUGCAUGUGGUGCAGGAGAACGGAGUGAUGCUGGUGGUGAAUCACAGCCGGAUCCAGCCUCCCUUCAGCGUGCUGCUGGCCACCAUCAUCUACUGCGCGGAGUUCAUCACGGCGGCGGUGCUCUGCACCAUGUACCACAAGACCGACGACGUCAUCUGGAUGAGCUUCACCAUCAUCUUCAUGCUGCUGCCGGCCGUGCUCAUCCAGCUGGCCCUCACCUUCAUCCACAGAGACCUGGGUCGGGACCGGCCCCUGGUGCUGUUCCUGCACCUGCUGCUGCUGGGGCCUGUCAUCAGGUGUUUCGAGGCUCUGGUGGUCUACUUCAAGGCCGGUAAGAAGAAGGAGCCGUACGUCACCAUCUCCAGGAAGAUCAAUCUGAAGAAGGGACAGGAGACGCAGAUGGAGUGGGAAAUCGGCCAAUCGGAGCGCAACCUGGCCACUCACAGGAACGCCUUCAAACGCACGGCGGUCAUCCAGGCCUUUCUGGGCUCCGCGCCUCAACUGACGCUCCAGUUGUACGCCACCAUCCAGGAGAAGUACUUCCUCCCUGCGAGAUUGGCUCUGAUGAUCAUCACGCUGAUCUCCAUCACAUAUGGGGCUCUGGUCUGCAGCGUCCUGGCCAUCCAGAUCAGAUACGAUGACUACAAGAUCCGCCUGCGCCCUUUGGCCUACCUGUGCAUGAUCGUGUGGCGAGUCCUGGAGAUCGCCACCCGGAUCACCGCUCUGGUCCUCUUCAGCACGGCGCUCACCCACUGGAUAAUCCUCGUCAGCAUGGGCAGCCUGCUCUUCUUCUUCUUCCACCCUUGGGUAGAGUUCUGGGCCCGGAAAGGCUCGCUGAAGGAGAGCAUGGAGAAGAACUACUCUAAGCUGGGCACCACGGUGGUGCUGUGCAUGUUCACGCUGCUCUACGCCUGCAUCAACAUCUUCUGCUGGUCGGCGGUGCAGCUGGACCUCUCCCACCGGGAGCUCAUCGAGAGGAAGCAGCGCUGGGACCGCAUCGCCAUUUACUACAGCGGGCGCUUUGUGGAGAACUUCCUCCUCAUCACGCUCUGGUACUUCUUCAAGUCGGACUUCUACGAGUACGUGUGCGCGCCGCUGCUGGCCGUGCAGCUGCUGAUCUGCUACAGCCUCGCCGUGCUCUUCAUGCUGCUCUUCUACCAGUUCUGCCACCCCUGCAGACGCCUCUUCAAGCACAACGUGCACGACUGCCUGCACUGCGUCUGCUGCCGCCCGGGGAGGAGGGGAACGGGAGGUCGACGGGCGGGGAUGCCGCCCUCUUACUCCACCGCCGCCACCAUGGUGCUGGUGCCGGAGGAGCCGCUGGAGCUGCUGGACCCCCAAAACUCACAACCCCUCGACCUCACCAGCCAGCUGGGAGAGCGGGAGACGGCUAUCGUUGCAGACAUGAUGCAGGCGGCCUGAGGAGGGGGAUUAAAUGAACACGUUCUCUGCAGGCUGCACCGCUAAACUUUGAGUACUUUAACACAAAAUGUGUUUUUGAGUUAGCGGGGUGAUGAGUUAGAGGACAAACCUUUUCUCUUAAGUGCACAAAACUUUACUAAUUCAGUUGUGAGAGGGAUCUUUAUCUUUAGGGGGGUUACGUACACUUGUUGGGGGGCACGACGAGGCCCCGGUGCACCAAAGAAUGUAGCACGUCGAGAUGCACAAAGGCCGCCUUGAGAGAGCGCCAGUGGGUCGUGUUCAGGACGGAGCCAGGUGGGCGGGAAACGUGCCAACAGUGUCUGUGAAAAACUGACCAGGAGGGACAACCCCAGUUUACUUCCUCUCACUCAGGGUUUACAUGCCAUGAACGCCCCAUUUGCACACGUUUGCUGCACUAAACUAAAAAAAAAAAAAGCAGGAGGGUGAUGAAAGGUCAGAAUGUAUCUUCCUCUUAACUUAACAACAUAAACCUGCUGUUACGAAUGCCUGGUAUUGUUCACUGCUCAGUCUGGUUGAUUUAAAAAGGUUUUAGUUUUACAAAAAAGUGCACGAAAAUAUGUCAAAAGUUGGUGAAAUAUUCAUUUGAAAAAGACUUGAUGGAAUAUCACGUGUGGUGUUUAAAGUUAACCUUCCAGCUGAUGAUGAAUUAAUAACCAGACUGACACUGAGUAGUUUAUGUUUGUUGUCUUCGUUCAGUGCCUUCACUACUGUUGUUUUACUUGAAACCUGAAUAAAAUAAUCUAAUGUCCA
Messenger RNA from Sebastes umbrosus (honeycomb rockfish), 3497 nucleotides. RefSeq names its product XK related X-linked (gene xkrx). Bases 1233 to 2726 code for a protein of 497 amino acids. The transcript has 5 exons. Gene Ontology annotation, cellular component: membrane. The record is from RefSeq and is a predicted model, not a curated record. Lineage: Eukaryota; Metazoa; Chordata; Actinopteri; Perciformes; Sebastidae.